Strongyloides ratti is the source of this 1353-nucleotide messenger RNA. Its product is annotated as Sulfurtransferase. Gene Ontology annotation, cellular component: mitochondrion. Gene Ontology annotation, biological process: transsulfuration. The coding region runs from base 1 to 1353 and encodes 450 amino acids. The record is from RefSeq and is a predicted model, not a curated record. NCBI's taxonomy places the organism in Eukaryota, Metazoa, Nematoda, Chromadorea, Rhabditida, Strongyloididae. The transcript has 5 exons. Gene Ontology annotation, molecular function: thiosulfate-cyanide sulfurtransferase activity.
AUGUAUUAUCCUGAUGAUAGAGUAUGGCAAAAUAGGAAUAAAAAAUAUUCCAUACAAAAUUCAUUACCACGUUCUAUUCCACAAAAUUGUUUUAUUAGAACAGUUGAUCCAAAUAUUUCUAAUCAACAUCAAACUUAUAAUACAGUUAUUGAUGAUAAAACUGGACCAACUUAUGAAGAUCCUGAUACAUUAUAUGAUAAAAAUAAUAUUAAAAGAAUAAGUGAUAUUCCACCUCCAUUACCUCCUACAGCAAAUAUUGAAAGCUUACAACGUCUUAAAAGAUCUAUGCUUAAUAAUUCACCACUUGAUUCACUACAAUUAUUGAAAAAAUCUUCUUAUAACAAAAAAAUUUACAUCCUUCUUAUAAUUGUUUUUAUUAUGUCAAUAGCUUUAGCUAUAACUUUAACAUCAAUUGUUAUAAAAUUAAAAUAUCAACAGGAAAUAAAUGAAAAAGGUAUUUUAAUCAAAGAUAAAGAAAUUAGAAAGAGUAGUGAUAAAGUAAAAUAUGAAGUAUUAAUAAAUGGUAGUGAAUUAUUAAACCAAAUAACAGCAAAAAAUAAAAUUUGUAUUUUUGAAGUUUCAUCUGAUAGAGUUGAUGAAUCAAAGAAUGAUUUUAGAAGAGAACACAUUGAAUCAGCAAAAUUACUUUAUUAUGGAAAUCUUAGUCAUGUUGGUGUACCUGUUCAUCCACUUCAAUUUCAACGAUAUAUUAGAAGUCUUGGAGUUGAUGAUGAUUGUCAUGUAAUAAUAUAUGAUAAAGGUGAAAUAAUAUGGUCAACAUAUGCCUUUUGGAUUUUUAAAUUAUAUGGACAUGAAAAAAUUUCCAUACUUGAUGGAGGAAUGAUUGAAUGGAAAAAAUUACAAUUAACAUCAAGUAAAUAUCAUACAGAAAGUGGAAUAAGUAACUUUCUUUUUAAAAUGGGUAAUUUUAAAUCAAAAUGGAAUCCUAAAUAUAUCUUAACUUUUGAUGAUAUUCUUUCAAAUUUUGAUUAUAAAGAAUAUGAUAUUGUUGAUGCUCAAAGUCCUGAGGAAUUUAAUGGAUUAGAUGAUAGUGAUCUUAUUCUUGGACACAUCCGAACAUCAAAAAAUAUUCCUAUUGAAGAGGUCUAUGAAUGGUCUAUCGAUAAAUGGAAAAAUUCAACACAAUUAGAUGAAAUAUUCAAAAAAGCAGGUCUUUUACCUUCGCGUGCUAUUGCAGUAUAUUGCUCAAAUUCAUUAAGAGCAUCAUUAAUUUGGGUCGCAUUACAAAAAAUGAACUAUAAUGCUUCCGUAUACUUUGGUUCAUGGCCAGAGUGGUUAAUUCGGGCACCAGAUUAUCUCAAAGUAAUUCCAGUAGGCAGAUUAAAACAAUAA